GUUGUGUGUGAGCCGAGCUCCAGUCCUUAAAUCCGCCAUCGACCCCGAGAAGCUCCUCUCUCUCUCUCUCUCUCUGUGUCUCUCUCCCGUUUCACGUUGCUCCUGUGUUGAGCUCGCGCAUGUAAAAACAGGGGAGGCUCUGCUCUUUCCCCUGAACUGCUGCGACGACCAUUGAAAUUCCCCCCCCCGUUGAAACGUCCCGGAUUUUCGCUGCUUUUUGAAGGCCCCUUUUCUCUCUCUGUGCGUGUGUGUGUGGGGAGAAAGUACCUCUCAGGGCCGCCGUCUUUCGGGGUUGCUUUUGGCGGAGCGAAUUGGUGGCGCAUUAAUACGAGCGCCGAAGCUCCUCCCCCACCGAGCGCAGCGCAGAUUUUGUGCCGUCUUUUGCCUCCCAUUAUUUCGACCAUUUAAGAGCCCCCACUCCCUCUCCAACCUCUCUGCAGCACCGCCCGUCUCUGCCUUUUUCUCUCUUUCCUUUUGUUCUGUAAAGCCCAGCGAGGUACCUCGACAGAGCGGGGGGAAAAGCGAGAAGCAGAGCCAGCGAGCGAGCGAGCGGCCUUGGAGAACACGGCCGGUCCUUUUGCUCGCGGGUCAAGAAGGUGACAUUUCGGCGACGAGAUACGACAGAGACGUGGGGAGUGCGCACAACGAAGGAAAUGUUGGGUCAGAAGCAAGCAGCCGAAUCGGAAGCUAUCGUCUCCAACGCGAGCGAGGCGGAGCUCAGCCACGCCAAGGACGGCCACGACAGGGCGCUGGAGGAUGGCGGGGAGGACGAGACCUCCUCCUCCGUGCUCAGCGUCAAGAGCUUACUCUGGCACGGCGGCUCCGCCUGGGACGCCUGGUUCAGCUGCGCCUCCAACCAAGUGGCGCAAGUGCUGCUGACGCUGCCGUACUCGUUCUCGCAGCUGGGGAUGAUGUCGGGGAUCAUCUUGCAGGUGUUCUACGGCCUCAUGGGGAGCUGGACCGCGUACCUCAUCAGUGUCCUCUACAUUGAGUACCGAAGCAGGAAGGAGAAGGAGAACGCCAGCUUCAAGAACCACGUCAUUCAGUGGUUCGAAGUGCUGGACGGGUUGCUGGGGCCGUACUGGAAAGCCUUGGGGCUCGCCUUCAACUGCACUUUCCUCCUCUUCGGCUCUGUCAUUCAGCUCAUCGCCUGCGCAAGCAACAUAUACUACAUCAACGACCACUUGGACAAGCGGACGUGGACCUACAUCUUCGGCGCCUGCUGCGCCACGACGGUGUUCAUACCCUCCUUCCACAACUACCGGAUUUGGUCCUUCCUCGGCCUCGGCAUGACCACCUACACCGCCUGGUACCUCACCAUCGCCGCCCUCGCCCACGGCCAGGUGGAGGGGGUGACGCACACGGGGCCGAACCAGCUGGUGCUCUACUUCACCGGCGCCACCAACAUCCUCUACACGUUCGGCGGCCACGCCGUGACCGUGGAGAUCAUGCACGCAAUGUGGAAGCCCCAGAAGUUCAAGUACAUCUACUUGAUGGCCACGCUGUAUGUCUUCACGCUGACGCUCCCGUCGGCCUCCGCCGUGUACUGGGCCUUCGGCGACCAGCUCCUCAACCACUCCAACGCCUUCUCGCUCCUCCCCAAGUCGAAAUUCCGCGACGCCGCCGUCAUCUUGAUGCUCAUUCAUCAGUUCAUAACGUUCGGGUUCGCGUGCACGCCGUUGUAUUUCGUGUGGGAGAAGGUGAUCGGGAUGCACGACACGAAGAGCAUGUGCAUGAGGGCGCUGGCGAGGCUGCCGGUGGUCAUCCCCAUCUGGUUCUUGGCCAUCAUCUUCCCCUUCUUCGGCCCCAUCAACUCCGCCGUCGGCGCCCUCCUCGUCAGCUUCACGGUCUACAUCAUCCCCGCCCUCGCCCACAUGCUCACCUACCGAAAGGCCUCCGCCCGCCAGAACGCCGCGGAGAAGCCGCCCAGGUUCUUACCGAGCUGGACGGCGAUGUACGUGAUCAACGCCUUCGUGGUGGGAUGGGUCCUGGUCGUGGGCUUCGGGUUCGGCGGCUGGGCCAGCAUGACCAACUUCGUCAGGCAGGUCGACACGUUCGGCCUCUUCGCCAAGUGCUACCAAUGCAAGCCCCCGCAACCACCCGCCGUCGCCGCGCCGCCGCACCCCUGAGCCGCCGCCGUUGCCGCCGCCCGCUGCCGUCCCAUGCGUCGAGCCCGCCUCUUCGAUUUUCCGGCCAUUUUCGAAACCAACCAAUCCUUUUUUUUCCAAUUUUCUUUCCGAUUCUCUUUUUAAGAAGAUCAUGUAACAUAUACAUGGGGAUAGUGGCAAUGAUUCUCUUCCCCUGGCAUGUGAUGUGUGCUGGAAUUUCCCUUCUUUUUCCUCCCCCCCCUCCUCAAUUUCUAUCUUUUUUCGCUUUUUAUAAUUUUGAUUUUUCCCCUUUGUCUUUAGAAAAUUAGUUGGUGAUACUAAUAUAUAGUGUGUGAAGAUUCCCUUUCUAUUAUUAAAGCAUCGGCCAUAAAUUAAAUUUAUGUAA
This is a messenger RNA of Syzygium oleosum, 2493 nucleotides long. RefSeq names its product auxin transporter-like protein 2. The transcript is spliced from 9 exons. The coding region runs from base 654 to 2129 and encodes 491 amino acids. Gene Ontology annotation, cellular component: plasma membrane. Lineage: Eukaryota; Viridiplantae; Streptophyta; Magnoliopsida; Myrtales; Myrtaceae. The record is from RefSeq and is a predicted model, not a curated record.